GAGAGCCUGGAGCGAAGCCUCCAGAGCGAUUUCUCGGUAGACAGCUUUCCUCAACGUGCCAGUCCACGUGUUUUAGUCUGAGACAUUCGGGGGUUCAUCUCCGGAGACACCCAAUCUGCUUCUCAGGCGCUCAGCCAGGAAAUGGAGCCGGUCCUUCCCGCGCAGGCCACGCUGCUGCCGCCAUCACCUCAGAGCAUGCGCUUUGAGCCUCUCCAGCCCAUUCCAGUUGCAGUCAUUAACUUUCUGAAGAGGCGCGCGGCUCAGCAGGGUGUGGCGGGAGAGGGGGAGGGGACGACUAUCUGCGGCGGUUGAAAGUGUUCCCGGCUUCCCCUCCAGUACUGGUGAGCCCGCCAAAAUUCAAUCCAGUCCUGCGCUGCUCCCCGGCUCCAGGCUAAGGACCGAUCGGUAUCGGAGCUGGGAUCGAUUCUGGGGUGCGGAGCGGGGUGGAUCCCCGUGGCCAGCGUCUUGGCUGCCUUCCCUGGAAAGGAAAGGAAAUGCCUUUAUUUGAGGCAGAACUUACAUGCUCCAUUUGUUAUAGCAUAUUUGAGGAUCCUCGAGUCCUGCCAUGCUCCCAUACGUUUUGCAGAAAUUGUCUGGAAAAUAUUCUUCAGGCAUCUGGGAACUUCUAUGGGCGGAGAGACAUCACUUGUCCUACUUGCAGGCAUAUAAUUGAAAUCACUCCCCCUGGCAUUGACUCUUUGCCCAUCAACUUUGCCCUGAGGGCUAUUAUUGAAAAAUAUGAGCAGGAAGAGCACCCAGAUGGCAUCACAUGCCCUGAGCACUCCAGCCAGCCGCUCAACAUGUACUGCCUGCAGGACCGCCAGCCAGUGUGUGGCCACUGCCUUACCAUCGGCCAGCACCAAGGACACCCCAUCGAAGACCUUCAGAGUGCCUACAAGAAAGAAAAGGAGGAGCCCCUGAAACUCUUCAAGCAGUUGACCGAAGGUCCCUUGGGAGAUGUCUCUCUGCUCCUUGAGAAGUUAGAAGAGCAGAAAUCCCAUGUGGAGCAAAUUAUCCAAAGUGAUAAAGAAACCGUCCUCCAGUAUUUUAAGGAGCUUAAUGGUAUCUUGGACCUGAAAAAAAAUGCUUUACUCUCUUCCUUGGAUGACGCUAGGAGGGAGAUUGAUAAAGAAUACACUCCACAAAUUGAUAGAAUGAAAGAAAUAAGAGAAGAGCAUAUCAAAUUACAGUCAUGCACUGCCUUUUUGGGAGACGAGGAGUCACCACUUAAGUUCCUGGAAAAAUUCCAUAGUGUUCGUCAGCGGGUGCAGGCACUGAGACAAAGAAAGCUGCCCAGUGUCCAGCCUCUUGAGAUUUGUCCCCGCAUCGGCCCCAUCCUGAAGGAAGAGUGGGCCAGAACUGAAAUUGGUCAAAUAAAAAAUCUUGUGACUAAAAUAAAGCUCUCCCCCCAAAGGAUGGAGAAGAAGGGGCAGUUUGCAAAGAUUUUCUGCAUUUUUAUGCGCAUAAUUUUAUACGUUUAUAUAUCUGCAGGAUUAUUGCUAUUCAUAUUUAACAAUCUACCCGUUUUACCCAAUGAGGGUUCAGGAUAUUUGUCUGAAGAUUCUCAAUCUCCAGAUCAUUCUUUUUUCAACAUUAUAAUUAAGGAAUCUGUGUGCCCUGCUGACCAUAAGCUGAAGAGAUUCCCAUGGGAUAAUGAUUCCCUUUCUUCUUUUAUUAUUUUUACUUUAAGUUACUUGAUAUAUGAGGAUACAUAUGAUCAAGCAGAUGUUUUUCUGCUUUGUUUCUACUCCCACAGUUCUUCCUCUGGAUGUGGAGAGCUUCUUUCUCAUAAGUCCCUCAGAAUUGGCUUGGAUCAUUGCAGUGCUGCUCGUAGAGAAGGUCAUUACAUUCAAUCAUGCCACAGUGUAUCUGUCUCUGUGUACAGUGUUCUCCUACACUCUGCAUCAGUUCCUGGAGGUCCUUCCAGUUCACUUGAUUUCCUGUUUAUGAGAAUUCAGAUCUGGGAAGCGAAGGGUGAAGCUGUGCCGAUGCUACCCAUAAAGGUGGAAGGCUUGAUAUGCCGUGUUUCAGUAGGUCCAAUGUGCCCCAAAGCAAAGCCCAAGGAGAGGCAGAAUGCUUGGAUUGUUGGAAAUUCAGUUAAUCGAAGUUGACUAGUUUUCUAAAAAUUAUUUUGAAUUGAGAAAUUUAUUUCCCUUUUGGCCAAUAAAUGUUGACUGUCUAAUAAGAUUGUGACAUUUGAAUGUGUUUUUACUGACAUUGUUUCCUCUCCUAGAAUUCUGAAUUAUGAAGCUCCCUUUUUUCCCUACUGUUAACUUCUUACAUUUAGCCAGCCUUGGCCCAUUUCUGUAGUCCUUGACCCCUUUGGCCUUCCUUUCCUCCCUGUGGUCUUGACCCUCUCAUUGAGCUCUUGUCUCUAGACUAUGCUUAAGAGCUCGCUUGUCCCCUCUCUUGAGGCAGCUCAAACCCACUGGCCAUCACCAGUAGCCUCCUUUGUCUCUGUGUAUGGUCAGCUGAUAAGCUCCUGAGUGCAACUGGAAGGAACCUCCAAUGCCUCUAAUCCAGACAUUGUCCAGGU
Molecule: messenger RNA, 2536 nt
Organism: Monodelphis domestica (gray short-tailed opossum)
Lineage: Eukaryota; Metazoa; Chordata; Mammalia; Didelphimorphia; Didelphidae
Product: tripartite motif-containing protein 59-like
Biological process (GO): negative regulation of canonical NF-kappaB signal transduction; innate immune response
Molecular function (GO): zinc ion binding; ubiquitin protein ligase activity
Source: RefSeq, a predicted model, not a curated record